Botrytis sinoallii is the source of this 1602-nucleotide messenger RNA. RefSeq lists its product as uncharacterized. The record is from RefSeq and is a predicted model, not a curated record. The transcript has 3 exons. Gene Ontology annotation, molecular function: gluconokinase activity. Bases 409 to 1092 code for a protein of 227 amino acids. Gene Ontology annotation, cellular component: cytoplasm. Lineage: Eukaryota; Fungi; Ascomycota; Leotiomycetes; Helotiales; Sclerotiniaceae.
AGCGGUGAUGAAAAGAGACUCGACUAGAUCUUUAAAUGGGUCACCAACCACCAGGGUCUUUCGAGGCUUGAAUCGUUCUCUUUCCGUAAACCUUCCAUACUUCCUUUCUGUGGGUCACAUCACCGUGCCAAGGUCAAACUCCCUUGGUUAGAUGUACCAUUUUCUGCCGUCACCCAUACAAUCAAUUAUUACUUUUCCAGUCGACCUCGUACUCCAUAUUCUGUACAUGUCGGUGUUUAUUUCAUCUUUCUUUCUCCUUACUAGGUCGACAUGGCACACGACCCACCGCCACUUGCCGUCAUUUGCCUAGGUCCUUCUUACUCCGGGACCUAACCAUUUGCUAUAUACCUCACUUCCUUCCCACAUCAGAAUACCCCGCCACGCUUGAACAAAGAACCUCCAUUCACCAUGUUGUCUUAUGAGAAUCGUUCCUCAAAUAUGGCUCAACCAACGCCAGCCAUGCCGGAUCAUUUGCCCAUAUCAACUUCGUCGUCUGCAAAUUCAUUGACAAAUGGCUCAUCAAGACAGCCCAAGACAGGCCAUUCUCACAUCUGGUUGAUUACCGGUCCUGCUGGAUGUGGAAAAAGCACAGUGGCUCAAUAUGUCGCCAAAGCUAUGAACUUGCCAUAUAUUGAAGGAGAUGAGUACCACCCGCAAUCAAAUAUUGAUAAAAUGGCCCAAGGCAUACCCCUCAAUGAUGCCGACCGUUGGGACUGGCUCACCAAACUCCGCGACGAAUCUGUUAAAAGUCUCAACUCCGGCUCCCAAGGCGUUGUACUCACCUGCUCUGCCCUGAAGCGCAAAUAUCGCGACGUCAUCCGUGUAGCUUCCUACUACGAUCACAAUGUCCUCGUUCACUUUGUAUACCUGCAUGCUAGUGAGGAAACAUUGCUCGCGAGAGUCGGCGCCCGAAAGGGCCAUUUUAUGGGCGCGAAUAUGGUUCAUAGUCAAUUUGGCAUUCUCGAACCACCUACAAAAGACGAGACAGAUGUGAUCCAGGUAGAUGUUAGUGGAUCGUUAGAAGAAGUCGAGCGAGAUGCGUUGGCGAAGAUAAACACGGCAAUAAAGAAAGAAUUGGCUAGAGACUCAUGAUCUUCAUACUUUUACACCAUUGCACUGUAGAAGAUACUCGCAGUGGAGAGAUAGAGAGCUCAUUUUCUUUUCAAAUUACAACACGGCGCUCGGUGACCAAUUGGCGGACUAGAUAUCCUUCAUCAUUCAUCUACGGUUUGAGCAAUCACGGAUAUUUUCUCGGCUACACGAUUCGGAGUUGCUUAUGGUAUUUGUUUCUUAUUUCAUGUGUCUACAUUUACAUUUCGCAUACGGAUCUCGGUGGGGCUAGCAAAAAAGGGUUUGGCGUAUUUUCUUCUAGCUGUAGCUAGAUAUGGGUUCUAUUAUGUUCAAACGCAUGAGUUUCUUUAAUGGGUGGGGUUUCGUGUCAUGACCAGUCGCAAGAUGAGAAGACGAGAGAGAACAGUCCGUAAACAAACGAAGCGAAAUUGGAAGGAGGUGAAGGAACUAGAUGGUUGGACAAGUACGCAAUUAGAUUAAUUAAGAGUAUCACGCAUCAAAAUUCCUCAUGCAGCCAUCUAUAAAUGGUUG